AUGGAGGAGGACUACUGCCUGCAUGGGCGAGAGCGCUUUCAAAGUCAGUGGGCGCGCGCUGGCGUGUUUUCGCCUGCCUCAUUGCGUGUGUACGGCAUCACCGGGGAGCCCGUGCUGAUGCGCUCCAUCAAGCAAGCCCGCAUGUUUGGUGCCACGUUCGGCACGUGCUUUCUCGGCCGCUUUCCGCGGUCCAAGUCGCCACCGUCUUCGAGGGACAACGAUGCGGCCGCCGUCACGCAGAAAGACAACGCCUCAAAGGCUGCCGGUCCGUCCAGAAGCGGCAGCAGCUACGAUUCACUUCCCUUCAGCUCCCUCUUGCUGGGUCCGUGUCCUCCGCCGAACAUGACGGCUGAUCCCCACGUGCUAAAUCAGGCGUGGCGCAGGGAAGUGGCCGGGACGUGGAGUGCGCUCCACAUGCCGUCGGAGUGGUGCCAGACGAUGAACGGUGUCGUGACGGCGCUAAGCUGGUCGACGCGUGCGCAGCGACAGCGUAUUGCUGAGCAGCUUGACCUAGCAGCCUUCAUGUGCCUACGCGCCGUGCAGGUGCCGCUACCGUUCUAUGCCGCGGGCGUUGCGUGGUCUGGCGGAGAUGACGACGACGACCGUGAUUGGGAGGACAACGAGGGCGGCUCCACAGCGGGCACGCGCGGCGGCGCGCAGCCGAUGAGUGCUGAAGAGGAGAAUCAGCGCAACAUCCGUGUUGCCUGUCUUGCGGCGGAUGUGGUGCUGUCUUUCAUUCAACAGUGCACGAGGGUGAAGGUGUGGGUCCGCUGCGAUGCAUGCAAUCCCGCCCACCGCUACCAGCUGCAGCGCUUCCGCCAGGCCAUCCUUUACGGCUACUCCACUCUCAAGACGGACUCGAGCGUGAUAUACUGCAUCAAUGCACCUUGUUGUGUCACCAGCAACACGACGAGCCUCAUGUCUGGCGCACCACCGCCGUCGUCGUCCUCGUCGCCUUGUUCGGGUGUGGUGCAUACCGAGGCGGCGUCGUCUUUGAUGGCGCUGCUCUACUACUCUACGUGGAACCCGCGCAUGUUGCUGCCCAGCGAGUGGUUCGGCGAGGAGGUCGUCGGCUUCGAGUGCCCUACUGCCCCGGCGCUGUUGACGUGCCUGGCGCCGCACGGGGUGGCGCCGCACGAACACCCGCACUACCGCCCCGACGCCCCAGCCACCGCUUUGGCUGAGGAGGACGUCGUGGAGGCGCAGGAGCAGGAGCACCGCAACCACGGCAAUCCCGGCGAGGACAGCGCACCGUUCCAGCGAACGCCACCGACCUACCACUACGGCAAGAGCGAGGGGAGUCGGACAGACUACUCACUCUUCGACUGGUACGACAGUGUUACAGAGCUUGAGACGAGCCACGAAGCCGGCUCGGCCGUGGCGGCAGCGAAGGGGGGCUCCAAGAAUUCCGGUUCCGCCUCCGACACGUCGUACGAGGCAGCGGCCGGCUGUCGCCGCUCUCACGUGCUGCGGAGCCGCUACACCUACGUGAUGCCGGAGGAUCUCCAGCCGUUGGUGGCCUCCCGCUGGGCUGGCACCUACCCGCCCUUUGUCAGUCCGCUCACCUUCAUUGUGGAGCUGCUACGCCGGCGCGCCAUGCCAGUGUUCGAUCGCACCUUCUUUGACCAGUACCCGUUGCUCAACUACCUCCACUUCAAAGGCGUCGAGGAGCCGACCCGCGACGUCUUCACCUCCUUCGAGGGUCAACUCCAGCUGCCCCUACAGCCACUGAGCCACCACCUGUCGAGCGGCGUCUACGAAGUCUUUGAGCGCGACGCACGAAAAUACCGACAGUACCGCGAGGCAGUCUUUCACUACGUGCGGGACUGGUACGCCGCCGGGGCGGAGCAGCAGCACGCGUAUCAGAACAAAGUCUUCUUUGCGAAGCACGGUGUCAUGCAGAGGGUGCCGGUGCCCUCGCCGGACGAGCGGACACUCCACCUCGUACUGCUCGGCUGCGGUCGCGGCCCGCUCAUCGAUGAAUGUCUCAACGCUGUCUCUGCGCUCGGGGUGCGACUGCGCAUCUUCGCCAUCGAAAAGAAUCGCCCAGCUGCCGCCUUCACGCGUAUGCGGUGGGCGAACGACCCCGAGUGGACGCAGCUGGCCUACACCUUUGGCCACACACUGGAGGUGAUCAUCGCCGACGCGCGCACGGUUGCGACCGCCGCAGAAAACGGCUCGCUCACCUUGCCGGCUGACUUUGGCCUGUGCGACCUUAUCGUCUCUGAGCUGCUCGGGAGCCUGGGCGACAACGAGCUCAGCCCGGAGUGUCUGGAGGCCUUCCACGCUCAGCUCGAGGACAUCCAGCUCAGCCGCGGCAUCGCCUUCAACCCUCAUCUCAUGUGCAUUCCACAGCAAUACACUGCGUGGGUGGCGCCGCUCAUGUCUGCCACCUUUGAUGCGGCAGUGACGGAGGCGGCUGUGAAAGGGUUGACGGUGCCGCCGCCGGGCUGUCACGACCACCACGCUGCUCUCAAUCAUACGCUGCUUGUCACAAACCUCAGCAGGGCUGCCACACUGGCGCCUCCGCAGCCGUGCUGGACCUUCGAUCACAGCUUCCAGAGCGGCAGCAGUAGCUGCUGCAAGGGAGACCGCGGCACGAUGAAGCGGCGGGAGUCCGUGUCGCUGGAGCGAGCGGCAAGCCUUGUCUUUGAGGCGCCGCCGUGUGGCCGCUGCUGCGGCUUGGCUGGCUAUUUCUCCGCAGUGCUUUACCAGUCUGCGACCGCCCCCGCCACAAUCAUCGCCACCGCCCCUGUGGCGAGGACGGAGGACAUGUACAGUUGGUUUCCGUGCGUCUUUGCGCUCGAGCCAGCCCAGCAGGCAGAGCUUCGGGAUGUCGGGCAAGCAGCGGCGGAAGAAAGCCGCAUGGUCGCCAUCCGCGUGCAGCUGGAUCGGCGGACGAGCCUGGCGGAGCGGAGGGUGUGGUAUGAGUGGAGCGUCACCUACGGCGAUGCGGCGGUGGAGCGACAGUCGCCGAGCGCUGGUCGCGACGCCGCGGCCGCACCGUUGGUUCACAACAAGAACGGCUGGGCCGCGUCGAUGCUCCUGUGA
Molecule: messenger RNA, 3051 nt
Organism: Leishmania mexicana MHOM/GT/2001/U1103
Lineage: Eukaryota; Euglenozoa; Kinetoplastea; Trypanosomatida; Trypanosomatidae
Product: methyltransferase-like protein
Exons: 1
Coding region: 1-3051 (1016 amino acids)
Biological process (GO): regulation of DNA-templated transcription
Cellular component (GO): cytosol; nucleus
Source: RefSeq, a predicted model, not a curated record